AUGAGAACUCUGGAAGUAGAUCCUGCCUUGAGAAUUAGUACUUCAGAUUUGUUUCAUCACCCUUUUGUUUGCGAAGAAAAUAUGGCUGCUAAAUUAUUAGAAGAUAUCAAAAAAGAAGAAAAUAAAAGUAAUUAGAAUUAGGAACCUGAAGUUAAUAUCUAGAUAACAGAUAAUAAAAGUAAGUUUAGUGCAAAUGGUAACACUAUAAUAAGUAAUAAUUCUGCAUUUAAAAAAUGA
This is a messenger RNA of Ichthyophthirius multifiliis, 237 nucleotides long. RefSeq lists its product as hypothetical. The record is from RefSeq and is a predicted model, not a curated record. NCBI's taxonomy places the organism in Eukaryota, Ciliophora, Oligohymenophorea, Hymenostomatida. The transcript has 2 exons.